Molecule: messenger RNA, 2584 nt
Organism: Raphanus sativus (radish)
Lineage: Eukaryota; Viridiplantae; Streptophyta; Magnoliopsida; Brassicales; Brassicaceae
Product: QWRF motif-containing protein 2
Exons: 6
Coding region: 320-2152 (610 amino acids)
Biological process (GO): spindle assembly; centrosome cycle
Cellular component (GO): nuclear microtubule; centrosome; cytoplasm
Molecular function (GO): microtubule binding
Source: RefSeq, a predicted model, not a curated record
AUAUUAAGAGCUCACAUAAACAAAAAAAAAAAAGGAUCUCUCCCAAAUCCACAAACCCCACUAUCAAUUCCUCUCCCCCAUCACUCUCUCUUUCUCUCGUUUUCUUCGGCUGUGAAGCAACAGGAACUUCUAAAAUCCCUGGAUUUCCACAAACCCCCCUGAAAAAAAGUUUCGAUUUUUGGUUGAGUCUGUGGGAGAGAGAGAGAGAGAAACAGAGACGAAUCUCUUGAAUGCAAUGUGAGUGCGAGAGAGAGAGAGAGAGAGAUCAACGAAGAAGAAGAAGGAAAGUUUGCUUUUUUCCACACUCGGAAGCACAACAAUGGUGGCCGCAGCAAUCUCCGGCACCGACCCGAGAAACCCACCUCGAGAUCGACCCAACAAUGGCGGAGGACAGAGAAGACCUAGAGGAAAACAGGUCCCCUCUCGCUACUUAUCUCCUUCUCCUUCUCACUCCCUCUCCUCCUCCACCACCACAACGACAACAACAACAACCUCCUCUUCUUCCUCUUCCUCUUCGCUAAAGACGAGCAAACGCUACCCAUCUCCUUUACUCUCCAAUUCCGCUUCCAAUUCGAACAAAACGCCGUCGUUUCUACCCAAACGGUCCCAAUCCGUGGACCGACGCCGUCCCUCGCCGUCUCCGGCCACCGAAAUGUCGGCGGCGACGAAGAUGCUCAUCACCUCCACCAGGAGCUUGUCGGUUUCCUUCCAAGGCGAAGCCUUUUCCCUUCCCAUCAGCAAAAAGAAGGAAACCGCCGCCGCCGCUCCCGUUUCUCACCGGAAACCUACUCCCGAGCGGCGGAGAUCGACGCCGGUUCGAGAUCACAGGGAGAACUCCAAGCCUGUGGACCAGCAGCUCUGGCCUGGAGCCUCCCGAUCCGUCCCCCCGAACCCGCUUUCAAGAAGCUUAGACUGCGGUAACGAAAGAGGAAAGCUCGGAUCUGGUGAGAGCCCUAGGGUUUCUAUUAAUGGAAGGUUGAGUUUAGAUAUGGAAGGUAGAGAUCAUGGUGAGUAUUUGGAAACUGGGAGAAGACCAAACAAUAAUGACUUAACCGCUUCUGAUACUGAUAGUGUCUCUUCCGGUAGCACUAAUGGAGGAGAACUCUCAAAGUCAAAGAGCUUGCCACGUAACGUCAUGGCUUCCGCUAGGUUCUGGCAAGAGACUAACACCCGGUUAAGGAGGUUGCAAGAUCCUGGCUCUCCUCUAUCCUCUUCCCCCGGUUUGAAAACUAAUGUGUCGUCAUCAAAGUUUGGUCAUUCCAAAAGGUUCUCUAGUAGCGAUGCUGUUCCUUCAUCGUCUCCUCGUGGUAUGGCCUCUCCUGUGAGAGUUGCUUCUGCUAAUAUUCGGUCUGCUUCGCCGAGUAAGCUUUGGGCGACGACUACUUCGUCUCCGGCUAGAGCGCUUUCUAGCCCUUCUCGAGUGAGGAACGAGGUUUCUGCUCAGAUGAACGCUUAUAACCGCAACAUCAACACGCCUUCGAUUCUUAGCUUCUCUGCUGAUGUAAGGAGAGGGAAGAUUGGGGAAGAUCGUGUUAUGGAUGCGCAUUUGUUGAGGCUUCUGUAUAACCGUUAUCUUCAGUGGCGGUUUGUCAAUGCGAGGACUGAGUAUACUUUAAUGGUGCAAAGAUUAAAUGCAGAGAAAAACUUGUGGAAUGCAUGGGUAUCAAUCUCAGAACUGCGCCACAGCGUCACGUUAAAGCGAAUCAAGUUGCUUUUGCUAAGGCAGAAACUGAAACUGGCUUCUAUUCUCAGGGGACAGAUGGGAUAUCUAGAAGAAUGGUCUCUUAUGGACAGAGAUCAUUCAAGUUCUUUGUCUGGAGCGACCGAAGCUUUGAAAGCCAGCACGCUUCGUCUACCAAUUGUUGGAAAAACCGUGGUUGAUAUCCAAGAUCUUAAGCAUGCUGUUAGUUCAGCGGUCGAUGUAAUGCAAGCUAUGUCGUCUUCCAUAUUCUCACUUACGUUGAAGGUUGAUGAAAUGAAUUCUGUAAUGGUGGAAGCGGUGAAUGUAACUGCAAAGGAAAAGGUUUUGCUUGAAAGAUGUCAAGGCUUCUUAUCAAGAGUAGCAGCUAUGCAGGUGACGGAUUGUAGCAUGAAGACGCACAUAAUACAACUAAGACCAAUCACAAGCAGCUUGACUUCACAACAACUGUAGAAAGAAAAAAACUGAUCUUCCUCAACAGAACAGAUUUGUUCUUUUUGACUACUACAACAACAACAACUAUUCUCACCAAGAACAGAUUUGCUAACACGGUGUGCCUUUCCCUUCCUCCGAAUCACUGUCCUUAUCGUUUUCAAAAGGUGAGAUUCGCAGUCUAUCAUCAUCAUCCCUCUAUGCUCACUCUCUCUUGCUUCUGGUAGUUCUACGUUUGUUUGUUUUUUUUUCAUGUAAGAUUGCAAGUAGUAAUGCCUUCUAAAAAGUAAGUAAGCUUUAGUUUUUGUAUACAAAAAGUUUUAUAUAUUCCUAAUGGUUCUUUGGUUUGUGUACAUAGUAAUUGUAUUAUGACACACUGAUCUUGUCUGCUUUUUUUUUUAGUUGUAGACUUGCCACCGUUUUUUUAUUUAUGUUAAGAUGUCUUGUCGUUUC